AUGGCUUCGGGAGUAAAUACAUCCGGAGCUAAUGCCCAUGAACCCGAAAGCAGUCCACGAAAGACUAGUAUAUCACUUUCACAAAUCAUAGAUGAGGAAAAUUACGACGAGUCGGCGGAUCCGGACUACACUUUAAAUAAAGAUACCAUACUUGAGGAAGACGAAUACGAAGCUGAUGACGAUCUUUUGUCAGAUAUCUCGGAAACUCAUAUCACGGAUGAUGACACGUCGACCUUUUCCGAGGGGGAUGAGAAGAAAGAAACUUUGGAAGUCCCGGUUUCGAGCACAGAGAUGUCCACCAGCCAAAGUAGCCUAGAAAUGAUUGAAGAAACACAUAAAAAGUUCAAGAGAUUCAUACACGAGCAAGAGAUACCGAGAAAGCUUCUGCAUGUUUCGAUCGGAUUCUUCACAUUGUAUUUGUUUACGCUUGGACACCAGACGGGGGAGAUUCUUCUUCCAUUGGGAGCUGCUGGUUUGGCCAUAUUCUCUUUUGACCUCCUUCGUUUCAGGUGGAAAGCUUUUAAUAAGGCUUAUUGCGCUGUUGUGGGUUUCAUGAUGAGAGAAGGUGAGGUCAAUUCGAUCAACGGCGUUAUCUGGUAUAUUCUUGGAUGCUAUUUCAGCUUGAAGUUUGCCCACAAGGAUGUUGCGGUCAUGUCAAUUCUUCUUUUGAGCUGGUGUGAUACUGCUGCAUCCACAAUUGGUCGCAAAUUCGGCUAUUUGACACCAAAAAUCGCACGUGGCAAAUCAUUAGCAGGUUCUUUUGGCGCUUUCGUGAUGGGCGUUUUUGCGUGCUACUUCUUCUACGGAUAUCUUGCUCCAAAGUAUCCAGAAUAUUCGCAAGAUUUCUUCUGGACUGCAGCCACAAGUUAUCUUUCUUUGCAUGCUUUGGCGAUUCUCUGCGGAUUUAUUGCUGCACUUAGCGAGGGAAUAGACAUCAUGGAGUUGGAUGAUAAUCUCACCAUUCCAGUGUUGUCUAGUUUAUUUUUGGAUGUCGCUAUUAAGAUUGCCAGGAAGCCGUUGGGCAAUAGUUUAUAA
Brettanomyces bruxellensis is the source of this 1035-nucleotide messenger RNA. RefSeq lists its product as uncharacterized. Lineage: Eukaryota; Fungi; Ascomycota; Pichiomycetes; Pichiales; Pichiaceae. Bases 1 to 1035 code for a protein of 344 amino acids. Gene Ontology annotation, molecular function: ATP-dependent diacylglycerol kinase activity. The transcript has a single exon. The record is from RefSeq and is a predicted model, not a curated record. Gene Ontology annotation, cellular component: endoplasmic reticulum membrane. Gene Ontology annotation, biological process: phosphatidic acid biosynthetic process.